Cryphonectria parasitica EP155 is the source of this 159-nucleotide messenger RNA. RefSeq lists its product as uncharacterized. The record is from RefSeq and is a predicted model, not a curated record. The transcript is spliced from 2 exons. NCBI's taxonomy places the organism in Eukaryota, Fungi, Ascomycota, Sordariomycetes, Diaporthales, Cryphonectriaceae. The annotation marks the transcript as partial.
AGCAGUAUGCAAGCAGCAUGCGAGAAGCAUUCAGAAGAGAUUCAGAGCAUUCGAGUUGCUAAGCUAGAGCAAACAGCAAGCAAGCACGAGCAAGCAGUAUGCAAGCAGCGUGCGAGAAGCGUUCAGAAGAGAUUCAGAGCAUUUGAGUUGCUAAGCUAG